UGACAACAACAUGGCGCCACUGUUUAUACCGGUUUAUGCACGUGUUAGCAGUGGGUGGGUGUGCACCGUGAUAUAAAGGUCGAAGAUGGAUGAGAGGGUCGCGGCCGCGCAGGGGAUUGACUGGGGAGGGAGUGGAGCUGAAGAGGACAUGUCUGAUCGGGACAAACCCUUAUCAAAGAGUGUCCACACUGAUCUUCCUCUGCCCCUCUCCUGUCCUGUGAAAUGCACACUGAUCAAAGGGGACUAUCUCUACUUCCAUUAUGGCUGCGAUGGACAAGAUGACAGAGGCUGGGGAUGUGGCUACCGCACCGUCCAGACGAUGGCCUCCUGGAUCUGCCACAACUUGUCUCCACCGAAGCACCAGAGCAGACCCCCACCCAGCCUCCCAGAGGUCCAGCAGGCCUUGGUGACCAUGGGGGACAAGCCGGGCUCCUUCUCGGGCUCCAGGGAGUGGAUCGGAACUUUCGAGGCCUCCCUGGUUCUGGACUAUUUCUAUGACGUCCCCUGUAAGUUGGUGCACAUCAGGGGUGGAGAGGCACAGCUGGAGCAUGUCGCAACGGAGGAGCUCCAUCAGCACUUUGAGAAGCAUGGGUCUCCGGUCAUGAUGGGCGGGGACAGGGACAAUUCCUCUAAAUGUGUAGUGGGGGUGUGCACCGGGGACACGGGGAGUCACUUGCUAGUCGUUGACCCUCACUACUAUGGACGUCAGCUGGAGAAGACAGAGCUGCAGAGACGAGGGUGGGUGGUGUGGAGAAGGGUGUCCUCUUUGGACCAGAAUUCUUUUUAUAAUCUGUGCUUGCCUCAGACUGCCAGAAAACUAACGUAAACUGGAUGGCAGACCUAUGACACAAACAAAGUAGUUGUUAUUUGUGUGGAUGAACGACAACAAAUCCGGGGAUUUUAUCAUCUAGGUGCCAUAGAAAGUGUCAAGACAGUUUAUGUGUUGUCAGUAUGUAUGUUGACAAGGAGCUGCAGCGCCACCCUGUGGAUAAAGUUUGAGCAUGUUUUGGUGUGGUGAUCAAUUUAUUUUUCAAAAUAUAAUAUCACGUUGAAUCCCAGAUCUUCUUCGAUACAUAUACAGUGUCUCCCUCACUGGUUUUUCCUUUUGUAUCAAAACUAAAUACAUUUCUGGGUUGAUUUUCAUUACUUCAAAUUCUUUCCAUUUUGUAAGUUUGAAGUUGAGGAGCCAGAUGAUUAAAAAUGGACUAGAUGCCAUCAGUAUUUACUUCAGUCAUUGUAAACGUAGGAAAAAAAUCUUUUGUGACUGUAUUUAUUAUUAUAGACUGAUUUAAAAUAUAGGACACGAUGGUGGAUGUCCCUUGUACGUUGUGGGACAUUCAUCAUCUUGUGCUAUAUUCGAAACACUGGCUUUUAUUGUACAUUUAAUUUAACUUUUGACCAUCAGUUAAUUGCAAAAAGUACUAAAGAUUCAAUUGUUCCAGCUUCACAAAUAUGAGGAUUUUAGGCCUUUUCAUAAAUAAAUUAAAAUCCACAUUUUGUAUACAUCACCUUUGCUUUCCGGGACAUUGCAAUGGAUGUGAUUUUAUAAUAAAA
Messenger RNA from Pleuronectes platessa (European plaice), 1554 nucleotides. RefSeq names its product UFM1-specific peptidase 1 (non-functional) (gene ufsp1). The record is from RefSeq and is a predicted model, not a curated record. The transcript has a single exon. Lineage: Eukaryota; Metazoa; Chordata; Actinopteri; Pleuronectiformes; Pleuronectidae. Bases 86 to 826 code for a protein of 246 amino acids.